Molecule: messenger RNA, 777 nt
Organism: Nasonia vitripennis (jewel wasp)
Lineage: Eukaryota; Metazoa; Arthropoda; Insecta; Hymenoptera; Pteromalidae
Exons: 1
Coding region: 1-777 (258 amino acids)
Biological process (GO): DNA integration
Molecular function (GO): nucleic acid binding
Source: RefSeq, a predicted model, not a curated record
AUGCAGGACAGAUUUACCAAGUGGAUGGAGCUAGCAGCCCUUAAGAAAGCCGACAGCAGGGCCAUGAUCCGUCAGGUAAAGGAAAAAAUUUUCCUUCGCCAUGGUUGUCCCAACACGCUAGUCAGCGAUAAUGGUCGGCAGUUUGUCAGCAGAGAAUUUGAAGAAUUCCUGAAAGAAAAUGGGGCAAAUCACCGGAAAACCCCGCCGUAUAGUCCGCAAUGCAACCCGGUAGAACGGACCAACAGGGUGGUAAAAACAAUGAUCGCCCAAUAUGUAGGCAAACAUCAGAAGAAAUGGGAUAAAAAUUUGCGCGAACUAGAGUUUGCCUAUAAUACCGCAAGCAGCACAGCCACCGGCUACACUCCGGCAUAUUUAAACACAGGAAGAGAGUUUAGAACGCAAGGUAGCCUGCACCAGAAAGUGGGAUCGCAGCAUACUACACCGCUAUCCAGUAGAAUUCAGCACAUAAAGGAUGCCAUUGAAUUAGCGAAGGCGCAAGUGGCCCGUCAAUUCGAAAAACAGCAGAAGCAUUAUAACCUCCGGCGACGGGAAUGGAAGCCGAAUAUCGGCGACAAAGUAGUCAGGAAAUUGGUAACUUUGUCAAGUAAGGACGACGCACGAACUGCCAAGCUAGCUCCAAAAUACUCAAAGACACUUACGGUCAAGAGACAUGUGUCGCCGGUUAUAUUUGAUCUGCAGGACGACAGAGGGCGCUACGUGAAACAUAUACACGUGAAAGACCUCAAACCCUUCACCGACGCAGAGCAGGAGCUAUAA